Molecule: messenger RNA, 1779 nt
Organism: Centruroides sculpturatus (bark scorpion)
Lineage: Eukaryota; Metazoa; Arthropoda; Arachnida; Scorpiones; Buthidae
Exons: 3
Coding region: 396-1679 (427 amino acids)
Biological process (GO): neurogenesis
Cellular component (GO): cytosol
Source: RefSeq, a predicted model, not a curated record
AACAUUCACUCCAACGGGACACGAAACAACCGUGUCAAUAUAAAACUAACGCACCAAGAUGUAAAUUAUGAAGGCUUUAAUUGAGUGCAAAGAGACUUCAACGUCAUGCUGUUACUCGUAAGCACGUAAUGGUCCAGGUAUAUGCUAAUUUCUUACAUACGUGUAUGUUAGAUCACAUUAAAUACACAUAUAAAGCCAGUUAUAAUGUUGGAUAUACAAAAUAUACAAGUAAUGCAAUUAAAAAAUUAAGUGCUUUUGCAAAGAGGCAGUGACGUCAAAGUCAUGUGGCAUCUUCAGCCAAUUUCCGUGAUAAUUUUUUUUCUACUUCUAAGCGCUUGUUGCCUCCGUUCUUCAACGUCAUACUCGAGAGUUCAGUGCGGAAACGAGCCGAAGAAAUGGCGAAUCGAGAGGUGCAAAGUGGGAUUUUUUCGAGUGAAAUACGAAUCCAAAACAAAGAAAACGAACAAAUUAUUAUAUCGGAAGCUCAGUUAAGUAAAGUCCUGAACAGGCAAUUGGAACGUCAUAUUAUAUAUUUUGAAAAUUCGAAAGUACUGUUUAUGCCUUAUCCAAUCGAGACCAUCAGACAAUUUGUUACGUAUGUAAAGACGGACGAUCCCGGAUUGUUUUCUUUUACACACGCUUUCAAUCUGUAUCAUCUGAGUUUAAGAUACGAGUUAGAGUAUUUACGAAGGAAAUGCAGAUCAUUUAUCAUUCGGGAAAUAAAUCUUAAUACCGUCUGUUCAAUUCACGAUUUUGCACGUGGAAUCGGUGAUCUGGUCAUAACUUAUUAUUGCUGGAUAGCUUUCGACCAACACGGAGGAAGACUACUUUCAACAGUCGACUUUAUGUGUUGUAAAAUCGCAACAAUUGAUAGACUGCUAUCUCGACCGAUAUAUGAAUCUGUCAGUGAAUCGUUUUUACUACACGCCGUGUAUCAGUGGAGCAUAGAAGAAGUUAAAAGAAAACAGGGUGCAGACAACUUUCAUUCCAUGAAUGAAAAAUCGAAAAGGACUGCAAUAAGAAAUGUUAUGGAGCCAUUUAUUGAAAAAGUCAGAUUUCUUGCCAUGAAUGAAUACGAAUUGAAACAUUUUGUUUUUAAAAUGAACUUGUUAAGCGAAGUAGAAAAGAGUCAUAUCUGGCAUGCUUUUAAGACUGGUAAUUACUCCUUUUAUCUCAGUUACUUCAGUCGAGAAACAAAAACAAGAAGCAGAAUAAAUUAUUUUAACUUGUUCACGUAUAUAAAUCGUGGAAAUCCUUUUAUUGUCAUAAACAGAAAGACGAAAGAUUACAUAUAUUUUAGCAGCGAAGUAGUUGUGAGGGAAGAUUGUUACGUCACGACUCUUCGAUUUCCAAUAAAGCUACGCGAAAGUUUUCCAAUGCACGUAUACGGGUAUAUUAACGAUUUGGACUACGGACAGUUUUCGUUAAACACUGUUUGCGAUAAAGACGGAGUAGCAUAUCUGCAAACAUUUCUCUAUCUAAAAAAAUCUUGGUCAAUUCGUUUAUUUGCUUUCUUUUUCAGCGCUGAAAAUGUCGAACCCGAUAUCGAGUUUUCACCUGAACUGAGUUACUUCGUGAGCGACGAAGGAACAGAUGCCAGGAAAUUUGAAGACAAAUUUCUAACCUGUGACAGAAACCUUAUGAAUAAUAUUUACUUUUCGGUUGAUUCAUAUUUUUGAAGUUUCCCUGGAAAACCGCGAAAUCUAAACGAGAAUAUAAUGUAAAGUUAAUUCGAAUAUGAUUAUUUCUUACUGUAUCACUGUGUUAUUUCUGCAAAAU